This is a messenger RNA of Rotaria sp. Silwood1, 594 nucleotides long. The record is from the annotation of a GenBank genome assembly. Lineage: Eukaryota; Metazoa; Rotifera; Eurotatoria; Philodinida; Philodinidae.
AUGUUUAUAUUGGCUUUAUUUUUAUUUAUUCAUUCAAUAUCUGGUUUGUCUUAUUUUGUACAACUGAAUGAUGUUGAUCUUAAUUGUCGUAAAGAAAACCCAAAAUUAACCUCAUUUCCUAUUGAAAUUUUAUCAUUUAAUAUUUGGAAUAAUCAAUUAUCUAUUCCUGGUGCACUUGAUUUUUUAAUGUCAUUUAAUGUGACAAAAAAACUUUCGAAUGAUAUAGAAUUUUCAACAAAAAUUCAACGAAAAUUAGGUACUAGUUGGAUUCAUCUUCCAUGUUUAUCUGGUAUUAGUACUUGUGACAAACAAUCAUUCUGUGGUCUUAUUCAAAAAGCAUGUAAAACCAAGAGUUUUAUUCGAUCGAAUAAUAAAGAUAAUAAAAAUUCAUGUUCCUGUGAUCUUGAUAUUGGCACAUACACUAUUGAACAUAUUUAUAUUAAUAUAAAACAUAAAAAAAGUGCUAAACUUGCUCAAUCACUUACACCUGGACAGUACCGUUUUCAAUUAGUGUUUGUAAAAAGUAAAACAGAUACAAUGGUUGGCUGCGUGAUUGCUUAUUUUACAUUACUCAAAUCACACAAGUUUGCUUGA